Molecule: messenger RNA, 7378 nt
Organism: Equus caballus (horse)
Lineage: Eukaryota; Metazoa; Chordata; Mammalia; Perissodactyla; Equidae
Source: RefSeq, a predicted model, not a curated record
CCCCAGGCGCGGAGAGGAGGGAGGGGAUCUGGUGGGGAGGAGCACCUCCGUCCGCUCGCUCCGUCGCUGUCCAUCACCUUCGCCAUCACCGUCUGUCACCUCUGCCAUCACCUCCACCGCCCCUCCGCCAGCGUCCUUCCUCGCUCGCCCCUCGGUGGGUCCGGGGAGGUUCUCUGCCCCGGGCCGGGGGCUGUCACUGAAAGCCUGGACGCUCCCCAGGCUCCAGUAAUAGCGGGACUAAUGACCCACGCGGUGGAGCGCUGCGUGCCGCCCGGGCGCCGGCCUGGUCCGCGGGUUCGGCGACACUUCAUCCUGCAAACGGUGCUUUCCGCUCAGUGUCGUGUGUUUGGAGAGGCCGUCCUCGACCACCCUGUGCUGGAUAGCAUCCCCCAGCACGCACACACAUACACAUACAUCUCAUACCCUCCUCACCCUGCUGUACUUUCCUCCAGAUCACUUAAGCCCCCUGAAAUGCUGUUGGCUUCCCGUACCGUCCCCCCAGCCCAGCCUGGGCACUCGGUGAGGGCAGGGACUGUGUUUUCUUCACCUGGCACGUAGUCGGCGCCCGCAAAUAUUCUCAGAAGGAACGGAUAGAGGCACAGCCCGGAGGGAGCUGCUGAUAUUACCCCACUUUACAGCUGAGGAAAUGGAGCCUGUGAGGUUAGGUGACUUGGCCAGGUCGCAUCAGCCAACCUUGCCUGCACCCCACAGUCCGACCCCACAAUCCACAGUCUGAACCCCAGGCUGCAGGGUUCGGUCUCCUCCCACCCUGUGGCACCGAGCAGGUGGGAGGGGGGAGCACCAGGUGGUAGGUUGGGGCAGGGGACUCUUGUGUGUGGCUGAGCCAAAGGCAGUGGGGGUGAGGCAAGUGAGCAGAGUGGCUCUGGAAGCCCCGGGCCACCUGGCCGGGAGGCAGUCAGAGAGAGAAAGCGGCUGUUUUGCUGAUCAGAUCAGCCCCUGGCAGCUGGGGUGUUCUGGGCGGCUGGAUAGGCUGGGACCCACCAAACCUCAAAGGUGGACGCCCUGCUGACUUGGGAGAGCGGGGUCUGAGCAGAAGGGCCCUGCCGUGGCCUAGGGGAAGAGACCCAGCUUUGCUUCCCAGCUACCCCCUUGUGCUCUGUGACCUUGGGCAAGUGACUUCAGCCCCCCAGUCACCCUUUGCAAAGCCCAGGCUGAGUGGUCUCCCACGAUGCUGUGAAUGUGGGCCCUCCUUAUGACACAACCCAGCUAGGGUGCUGUGCAGCCAAGAGCCCGUCCUUGACCCUCAAGGCGAGUCAACCCAUCCAGUCCCCUGUCUCUAAGGAGGGCCACCUGGAAAACCUCAGAGGAGCAAGAGAAGAGCCCCAGCCUCAUCCAGAUGUGUCCACUUAGGAAGGUGCUGGCGCAGCCAGGCUCCUGUGCAAAACCUUGGAAAAGCAGGUCUGGUCCAAAGAGAGAAAUGGACAUUUGUGCCUGGAACGGGUCAGCAGGUCUGUUGCCGGGGUGAGAGUGAGCCUGGUGCCCUCCCUGCGCCCCUGGGCAGCCCCCAACUUGAGGCCCCCCUCCGACUUGGGAGGGAGGUACGGGAAGGAGGAAACUUCUCCUUUGCCGGGCAUGGGGAAGGAUCAGGUGAGGGUGGGUGAGGGGGCCACUAGAGGGCCUGUGUCCUGGCCUCCCCACCCCACAGCCGAGACACUGGGGUGUCCUCCUGGAGAGCUGCAGCUCUGAGUCCGGAGGGAGGAGGCUGUCGAGCCCUCGGCACGGCCGUCCGGGCGAGUGUGCGAGCGAGUGUGUGCAUGUGUGAUGACCCACGUGGCUCCUUCGCAUCCCACACUCUGGGUGUCUGAGGGGCUGUGUCAGCAGCACAGGCCAGAUGCGAAAUGUGCUCCCUCUCUCGCCCUCCUCCCAUCCUCCCUCUCGCUCUCCUUUUGUCUUCUCCUCACCGCCCUUGGUUCCCACUUCUCUUGCUGCCUUUUCAUCCUCUAUUCUUUCCCCCUCUCCCUCUCGCCUGCCCGUUUAGUUUUUGGUCUUUGCAUCCUCUGUUCCCCACCGCCUGCGAGUACCGGGCAGCGCAGCCUGUGAUGUGAGUGUGAAGCAAAGGCCGAUUCCCUGGAAGCCCAGCUGCAUACCUGGAGCCGGGGCCACGUGGCUUUUGUGCCAGUUGCACAUCUAACCUUGCUUUAUUUAAACAUAAAAUGAAUGAUAGGUGAUGGACACGAUGUGAAGAGUGAUCAGGACCGAGGAGCAGAGGGGUGUGAGAGCCCAGAAAAGCAGGAGGGCAGAGGGUGCAGGAGGGAGGAGCCAGGAGGGCGCCAGGGGACGGGGCAGCCUUUAUUUUCAGGCUCUUCCCGUGCUGAGCGGUAGAUUGCUGCUGGCGACUUCCCCCGGCCGGAGCCUGGGCUGAAGGUCGUGGGCAGCCAGAGGCAGGGGCCAGUCCGGGGCUCUUUGCACAGAGAGUGUCAGUUCCAAAGCACAUAAACCGUCCUUCUCCAAGGGCUCCUAAAGCUGGGGGGAGCACCCCCGGAACGCACCCAUUUCCUGCCUAGCAACCUGUCUGAUACCAGCCUUCUGGCAGGAAUCAUGGCCCCCAGGCCUCCCCUCCUGCCCUGCUGGACUGGGCGCUCUCCUCUCAGGCGUGGCCUGGUGCAAGGAGGGCACUGAAAGUGUCCCGACCUCGCCGUCCCCCCAGCUCCCUCCUGAACAGCAGGCUUUGGGGUCCCCUCUGCCCCGUGAGACCGUAUUUGUUGAGCAUCAGCUGGGAGCCUAGCUGACAUCGUGCUGCUCCUCCAUUCCGUUCUCACCAAAUCCUCACAUUAUCCCAGGUUUGGGAUCAGGAAGUGGAGGCUCAGAGAAGUGAAGUGGCUCGCCCAAAGUCACACAGGAUUUGGACCCAGAUCUCUCUGAUCCCAAGUGCAAUGAUUACAAGUAGCCAGGGGAGACAGAACCCGCCAGGAUGCGGGACGGGGGUGGGGGUCUAAGUUGGCCCCAGGGAAGACUGAGGGAUCUGCGUCCUUGGGGACUUGGGCAGAGGCAUUCAGCCAGUCCUCUUUGUGAUGCAUCCACUCCACAUCCACUGAGCACCAGCUGUGGUCCGGAGCUCUGGGAGGAAGGGCUCUCCCUGCCCUUGAGGACAGUCUGUGAGGGAGCUUCCUCCUCUCCUCCACCAGUGGAACUGGGAGACGGGCCCGGGAAAGACCAGAACCUGGGCUGGGUGGGGGCACAGGACUCCUCAGCCCCCAGGCAGUUGUCCACCCUCCCUCCCUCCUGACUCAGCAUCAGUGAGCGUCUGGUUGCAGCUGGGGGCUUCGGGCAGGGGCGGAAGCCAGGCUGAGCCGAAUGAGCCAGGGGCCUGCGAAACAGUUCUAGCCAUCCAGUUCAUGGGCCGACCCCCCCCCCCCCCCCGCCACGGGACUAGAGAGCUCCUGCCCUGGAACCUGCGAUGGCUCCCCACUGCCCACAGGCAGAGCCUCAAUUCCCUGGUGUGACAUUUAAGGCUGAUCUCAGCCUGGCUCCAGCCUGCUGCUCUGGCUGCUUUUUCUCCUCUGUGCCUUUGCAGACUCUGUUCUUGUUGCUGUCACACCCUUCCUCUUGGGCAGUACCUUCCCAGGCUGCCCCCCACCCCCUGGCGCUUUGUGUAAGCUGGACACGUGUCCAUACCCUCGACUUCCAGCCCAGGGCAGGCCCAGAGCACAGAGGACCCAGGGCGUGGACUGCCACACCACCUCCUUCAGUCCUCUCCCCAGACCUCAGUCCUCAGUGACGCCCUCCUGGCUGCUGUCACCCCCCUAACCCCGCGUUCCACAUCCUCGUCUCUGCUUUAUCACCAUCCAGCAUAUUCCAUAGCUUAUCAUUUAGUGUAGUGUCUUUCUCCCCGACAAGAAUGUUGGCUCCGUGAGCGUAGGCAGGGCGUUUGUCAUUUUAUUCAGGGCUGGGUGUCCCCGUGUCCCCAGUGCCCAGGACAUUGCCUGGCACACAGCAAGCGCUCAGUAAGAAUUUGUCGGAUGAGGGGGCGCACCGGCCUCUGAUGGGGAGCACUGUGGCUCCACUGCCUGGAACCCACUUUGCCCCCUCCCCUUUGCAGCCUUCUCCCCCACUGGGGAACUUGAAGCUGAGCACCCUGGGGGCCAUGCAGAAGGCUGGGGCAGGGGGCCGGAGGGCCUCCGACUGUGGCCCUGCCCCUCACCGGCCCAGGUGCAUCACCAGGUUUGCACAGCAGUAUGUGGGGUCCUUCCCCGUGGACGACCUGGACACCCAGGAGAGCGUGUGGCUGGUGCAACAGCAGCUCUGGGCACUGAAGGACUGUCCCCGCCGCCGGGCCGUCAUCCUGAAAUUCAGCCUUCAGGGCCUCAAGAUCUACAGCGGGGAGGGUGAGGUGCUCCUGAUGGCGCACGCCCUGAGGCGCAUACUCUACUCCACCUGGUGCCCAGCUGACUGCCAGUUUGCCUUCAUGGCCCGAAACCCCCGGAGCCCGGCCAGCAAGCUCUUCUGCCACCUCUUUGUGGGCAGCCAGCCUGGAGAGGUCCAGAUCCUGCACCUGCUGCUCUGCCGCUCCUUCCAGCUCGCUUACCUCUUGCAGCACCCUGAGGAUCGGGCGCAGCCUGAGCCCUGCCUGGGGCCUUCAGGGGACGCGCCCCUGAAGCCACUGUCCAGCCCUGGGGGCUCCCCUGGCCUUGUGCGGGAACCCUUCGGCCGUGAUCAGCUGUCACAGAAUGUUCAUGCACUGGUCUCCUUCCGGCGGCUGCCAGCAGAGGGGCCCGUGGGCAGUGGGAAGGAGCUGGCAGAGUUGGAAGGGCGUGGGGGUGCCCGCCACACCCGCCUGGGGAACCCCUACUGCUCCCCGACGCUGGUGCGCAAGAAGGCCAUUCGCAGCAAAGUGCUGCGCUCCGGGGCCUACCGCGGCUGCACCUAUGAGAGCCAGCUGCAGCUGUCGGCGCGGGAGGCCUUUCCUGCCGCAUGGGAGGCGUGGCCCCGGGGUCCUGGUGGCCCCUCGUGCCUGGUGGAGAGCGAUGGCAGCCUGACGGAGAACAUCUGGGCCUUUGCUGGCAUCUCCAGGCCCAGUGCCCUCGCCCUGCUGCGGAGAGACGUGCUGGGGGCCUUCCUGCUGUGGCCCGAUCCGGGCGCCAGCGGCCAGUGGUGCCUGUCGGUGCGGACGCAGUGCGGCGUGGUGCCCCACCAGGUCUUCCGGAACCACGUGGGCCGCUUCUGCGUGGAGCACCUGCCGGCGGAGUUCCCCAGCCUGGAGGCCUUGGUGGAGCACCACGCGGGCACCGAGCGCAGCCUCUUCUGUGCCCUGGACAUGGGCCGCCUGAACCCCAGCUACGAGGAGCAGGACUGCGGGCCCGAGGGCAGGCCUCCCCGGACACUCCGGCCCCUGGGCCAUGCCAAGUCGGAGGCAGAACUGCAGGGCCUGGGCUAAGAGGCUGGGCCCCACGCCAAUGGCCCUGCCUCGCCCUGGCUGCCGGGCCUCAGCAGGCCACUCUGUCCUUCCACCCCGCUGGUCACCUGUUCCAUCCAGUCACUCUGCCCCUUGGACCAGUCUUCCAUCACUACACCACCCGUGGGGGGGAGCCCUGAGAUUGGGGAUUGCCAAUGGCUUCUCGCAGGGCCUGGGACCCGUUGGGGUUGCUGGAGGGGCAGCUGGAGCUCCAGGCUUCUGUGAACUUGCUGGGUGACUCUGGAUGCUUGUCAUCUCUGGGCUUCACUUGGCUCCUAGGAGGGGAGCUCUCUGAGGUGGGCCAGCAGGUACGUUCACGAUGGAGGUGCAGCCGGGGCCAGGCCUGGGGCCCUGCCUAGGAGUCCUCAGAGAGCUCCCGACUCGUUUGGGAGAGGUGUUUGGGGAGCCCGGAGCAAGUGCUCACUUUGGGCAGAGGCCUGGGGGGAGCCGCCCUCUCCCCAGGAGCAAGCAGAGAUGACACAGCGGGGCUUGUGGCCACAUCCGGGCAGACAGACAGAGCCCAGCCUUUCUCGUGUCUUUUGGGGGUAAAGGAGUCUUCCUGUGAGUUCUGAGGGACCAGGGUUCGGAGGCCGCAGAAAGGGCAGGGUGGACGGAGAGCCAUGCCACCCAAAGCCCACGUGCAGGUGGCCACUGUGUGCAGGUGGACGUGGAGCAGCAGACAGAGCGCAGAAUCUCAUGCGUUGCUUGGGAAGGCUGGUUUGUCUCCACUCAGAACCACAGGGUUGUGAUCCCUGCUUGCUCGGAGCGCAUGUCCUGGUGCCAUCCCCGUCCCCACGCCCCUGAGACCCACCAGGAUGCAUACGCACCAAGGCUCCUUUCCUUCCCCGUUUGAAUGGGAGGGGCCAGCAGUGAGCUGCAGGGAGGCCCUGCCCCCUCGUCCUGCAGGCCAGUCUGCGUUUAGUGGCUGUCUGGGAAGCCCCCCGGCGGUGGCAUUUUCCUUAAUAUGGCACUGGCCAUGGCUGUCAGGGGCCACUUCACUAGGCCAGCCCCAUUGCGGAUGGCGUCAGAGCAAACCUUCCAAAGACAGAACUGAUGGAGGCCCUGACAGAAGGGGCUUGACUUCAGUGGGCAGUGGGGGGCCUGGGGGUCUGGGAAGACAAUUCUCAUCUAAUGCAGUGGCCCUGCAGUGACCGAGAGAUCAGGCGUCCCCCUUUAUAGGUAAAGUUGACAGGCAGACUUGAAUCUACCGACGAGAGCUGGGGAGCAAGUUCACUGAACGGACUCCUCUUCCUGAGGCUCAGGCCUCCUGGCGCAUCUGGGGCUGCCCCUCCCUAUCCGUGAGUGGGCUGUGCCUGUUCUGCGCCUUGAAAGUCAGACUUCUGGCUCCUGGAAGGAAGAGGGCAGCCCCACAGAAGAGAAAGAAGGUGGAUCCUGGGGAGCUGGGGCCCCCUGCCCAGGAAGUGGUCUUGGCUAGGGACCUUGUCACUCUCGUCUCAGGGGUAGGAGGAAGCAGUCCCCUGGGGGUCUUUUCCCUGGACCCUCAGCCCUGAUUUUAUACUGAAUGUGAGUGGGAGCCAGGACUCAUUUUAUGGCCAUUUCUACUAAAACCCGUCUCCUCCCUGGGCACAGCCCUGGUCCCUGGGGGAGGCCGCCAGGAGAGGGGUUUGUUGAUGUGGGGCCGGGAGCACAGGUCUGGAGACGCCCUGGGAACCGGCCCAGGCGGAGGCCGGAGCUCACCGUAUGAGGGAUGUGUUUUGUUGCACAAAUGACCCAUGUGGAUGGGGCGUCAGGAAUGUUCCCAAAGCACUUUAACAUUCCUUCACACAGCACUUACUGAUCACGUGGUACAAAUAGGACGAGGUUUUUGACCCAUGUGUGCAAACGCCUCAGUGUCUUAAUUACAGAUCACCGCUUCCUCUUUGUUCCAACCAGCACCACCCGGGGAGCGCAGCUCUCCUUACUGCGUGUACUUGAAACAAAUAAAAUGUGUGUCUUCCGAUUGUC